CAGAAAGGAGGAUCCUUCCUGUAUCUCUCUGACUGCAGCUGGCUUUCUGUCAAGCCUUUGAUGCUCAGGGGUCCACCAGAGCCAGGCCACUGAGUUCCGAGAAGGGACAGAGGUGUGGCAAUCCCCGGGACAGGGUGCGUCAGAGCCGGGGCUGCUCAGCUCCUUCCUGGUGCCGCCCUGGCAGCAGAAAAGGGAGCCAUCGCCAUGCCUGGGGAGCCACGGAGGACUCGCGUGAUCCCAAAGAGCUCUAGGAAAAUAUUUGGGAACUAGGAUUCCGGAAGGCAGGACAAGGAGGAGCUGCAUGGAUUCACAGCCCCGGUUUCAGGAACUUCCAUAAACUGGGAGAAACUUAGACAUUCUCUACUCUCUUCAAAGCUCACCUGUGGCCAGCAGGUCUGGAGAAAGGACCCCAUGGCACCGGCUGCAGCCACCAAGUUCACUCCUGGCACCUUAGCUCUGCUCCUUGUGGUGCUGCAGGGCUGUCUGUGUGCAAACCUGGACGAUAUUCAUUCUCUCUACCUCAACUUCACUGUGAAAACUCAAUUUGGACCUAGAGAGCCCUGGUGUAAAGUGAGCAGCUCAGUGGAUAAACUGCCUUUUCUUCAGUACGAUACUGACAACAAGGCUAACCCGUUGGGUAACCUGGGAAAGGACAUAUAUAACACCGACCUAUGGGCAUAUUUGACCCAAAGAAUUGAAUACAUGGGACAAGAGAUCAGGAAUAGGCUACCUGACAUCCAACUGGAGAAGCACAGUGUGAGGGGUCAUCCCACCUUGCAGGUCAAGAUGUUCUGUCAGCAUAGACAUGGACAGCAUGUAGGUGCUUGCUGGCAGUUCACCAUCGAUGGACAGUAUUCCUUCUUCUUCUACCCAAUGAACUUGACCUGGACAGUGAGUCAUCCUGAAGCUACAGGCACCAUGAAGGAGUGGGAGAAGGACAAGGAACUCGUUAAGGACCUCAAGAAGGUGUCCAUAGACGAUUGCGGUCACUGGCUGGAGGAACUUUUAAAGUACUGGAAACCAGUGCCAGGGCCAACAUCAAUAGCUCCAGAUGCCACCCAGAAUGUGCAUCUGAACACUACCCAACUUUCAUUACAGAAUUCAUUUAUCAUCAUUUUAGUAAUCAUUUUAAUCAUAAUUGCUGUCCUUGUUGUGAUCCUUGUGAGGAAUUUCUGCCCAGCUGAAGAUGAAGCUGGAAAGAAGAAAUAGAUGACUCAGCAGUUCAGGGUUCUUCUUGCUGAUCCAGAGAACCAAGUUGGUUCCAGAAACCAAGUCCGAUAGCUCAGGACCAGUUGUAACUCCAACUCCAGAGGAAUCCUUUGCCGCAGGCCUGCAAGGUCACCUGCACCUACAUUCACCUACCACCACACAGAGACACACACAUAAUUAAAAGUAAUAAAAAUAAAUA
Molecule: messenger RNA, 1408 nt
Organism: Nannospalax galili (Upper Galilee mountains blind mole rat)
Lineage: Eukaryota; Metazoa; Chordata; Mammalia; Rodentia; Spalacidae
Product: retinoic acid early transcript 1E-like
Exons: 5
Coding region: 412-1209 (265 amino acids)
Biological process (GO): antigen processing and presentation of endogenous peptide antigen via MHC class Ib; antigen processing and presentation of endogenous peptide antigen via MHC class I via ER pathway, TAP-independent; immune response
Cellular component (GO): external side of plasma membrane
Source: RefSeq, a predicted model, not a curated record